GAUAAAGGUCUGGUCAUCUUGAGCGGUCCUAGCAGCCAAGAAUCAUGCGUUGGGGGCAUCACCAACGAGGAUCAACGCGUCUACUUGCAUCGUGAUCCAAUUCCACCGUUCGGGGAUGAUUCAGCCUCGGUUGAUAGUCAGUCGAGCUUGCCGAGUCAACCGUCAGGACGGAUAAGCUGCUCACAAGGCGAACUCGGGCCUCAAAAGCGAAAGAGAGAUAAAAUGAACCUGGCAUCAUGGUUUCUUAACAAUGUUGCUGGGGCAUCAAGCCCAGGCAUUGGUGGAGGCGGAGCAAAUGUUGGGACUCCGGAGACCGGCUGCCAGGCCGCCAAUCUGUCCAGUCCUUCUACGCAAGUCUCGGCCUCAACUGCAAGUUUGCAAAGUGUUGACCCAUCGACAGGGUCGGGUGAGAUUGAAGCAAACCGCUUAUUUGGGCGUCAACCAGAGCUUCUUUGGCCAAAUGGUCAGCUGCCAUUGUCGAUUCUGGUAUGA
Molecule: messenger RNA, 492 nt
Organism: Protopolystoma xenopodis
Lineage: Eukaryota; Metazoa; Platyhelminthes; Monogenea; Polystomatidea; Polystomatidae
Source: the annotation of a GenBank genome assembly